Rhododendron vialii is the source of this 1045-nucleotide messenger RNA. RefSeq lists its product as uncharacterized. Gene Ontology annotation, molecular function: polyubiquitin modification-dependent protein binding. The coding region runs from base 83 to 1045 and encodes 320 amino acids. NCBI's taxonomy places the organism in Eukaryota, Viridiplantae, Streptophyta, Magnoliopsida, Ericales, Ericaceae. The transcript has a single exon. Gene Ontology annotation, cellular component: VCP-NPL4-UFD1 AAA ATPase complex. The record is from RefSeq and is a predicted model, not a curated record.
AUGCUUUCACAUCAACAUCUUCUUCAGGAAACACAUGCAAGAUCUAGAGAAAUCGAAUUGAUUCACCUUCAAGAUCCUCGUAAUGCAAACUUCCGAAGAAGAGACUAGCCCUGUGGCCCACAACCGUUCCCGUUGCUUCGAACAAGAAUACCAUUGCUUUCCACUCUCUCACAUCAACAAGACACAUCUUGAAGAUGGCAACAAGAUCCUUAUGCCCGCCUCAGCUCUUCACCGCCUCAUGUCAAUGAACAUAGAGUACCCUAUGGUUUUUGAAAUCAGAAACCCUUAUUCUGAUCGAGUUUCGCAUUGUGGGGUCUUAGAAUUCAGUGCGGAGGAGGGAUACGUUUUCCUUCCGGACUGGAUGAUGAAGAACCUCCAACUUCAAGAUGGAAAUCUCGUAACUCUAAGGAGCACAACCCUUCCAAAAGGUACCUUCAUGAAAAUACGACCCCACACCAUGAAGUUUUUAGCCAUCUCUGACCCCAAAUCUGCGCUUGAAGCAGCACUGAGAGACUUCUCUUGCCUAACCAUUGGAGACACCAUUAUGCUCACUCAUGAUAAAAAAAAGUAUGACAUAGAUAUAGUGGAAACAAAACCCUUAGGUGCAAUAUCUGUGAUUGAGACAGACUUAGAAGUAGACUUUGCAACCCCUUUGGAUUAUAAAGAACCUGCAAAGAAACCCAAAUCUAUGGUUAAUCCAAAAAGGGAACCCGAAAAGGCUGCAGAAGACAUGGGAAAAGAAGAGCCUAAGUUCAGACCAUUCACAGGUGUUGUGAGACGUUUGGAUGGCCAACCUUUGAUAGCACCAGUUGAGUCGGAUUCUGUUUCCACUUCAAUGGUGAAAGAUGGGCUUGUUGCUGCUGACUCAAUUACGUCAAGGAAAAGGAAAUACCCUGGAAAGCUUGUCUUUGGUCCCAAGGAUGCGAGUCAGUCUCAGGAGAAAUCAGCAAGGGUCUCAAAAGAGGAUCACGAAGAGAGAACUUCCAAGAAUGAUAAGCAAAAGUUUCAACCAUUCACAGGGAUGAAGCAUACAUUGGCAGGAUGA